Messenger RNA from Mytilus trossulus (common blue mussel), 6038 nucleotides. RefSeq names its product histone-lysine N-methyltransferase SETD1B-like. The coding region runs from base 181 to 5082 and encodes 1633 amino acids. The transcript has 16 exons. Gene Ontology annotation, cellular component: Set1C/COMPASS complex. Gene Ontology annotation, molecular function: RNA binding; histone H3K4 methyltransferase activity; protein binding. Lineage: Eukaryota; Metazoa; Mollusca; Bivalvia; Mytilida; Mytilidae. The record is from RefSeq and is a predicted model, not a curated record.
AAUUGUGGGAUAGAAAGGAAUCUUUGAUGCUUGUGUUUUAAGAAUGAGCAAAUUAUUUCACUUAAAUACGUUUACAAACAAUAGUUUUGUUUGUAGAUGUGUUUUUAUGUAUCUUAUUUAACCCAAGAAUCAGUACAGAAGCAUAGGAGUAGCCAGAAUUGUCAAUCAACGUGAAAAGACAUGGAUUUCGACAGAAUGGAAAGCUCCAGCUUAAAUGGGAUGAAGGCAGGGAUGGAUGGAGACAAGAAACUGAGGAGAAAUUACAAACUGCUUGUAGAUCCCAUGAUAAGAGGAGGCUCCCAGAAAAUCUACAGAUUUGAUGGGAUAGAUCCAACGGACAGUCAUCAAAUCCACACUAGAGAUCCAAGAUCAAGGUUAACUCGAAUGUGGACAAGAAGAAUUCCUGCAGAUUUACCUGUUCCAAGAUUUACGUAUGACCAUUAUUAUGUUGGACCACCACCUACCAAUGAAGUGACAUUUACCAAUCUGAACGACAAUAUUGACAAGAAGUUUUUAGAGAACAUGUUAAAAUCAUUUGGAAUGUUGGAAGAAGUGAAUAUUUUCUACAACCCAAAGAAUAAAAAACAUCUUGGUAUUGGGAAGGCUGUGUUUGUUUCAUCAAAGUCAGCCAAGAUAUGUGCGGAGAAACUAAAUCAGACUUCUAAGAUGGGGAAUAUAAUGACAGUUUAUGUUGAUCCAGGAGGUAAAGAAAGAACAAAGUUAGUUGAUGAUGUUUUAUCUGAUAAGCCGAAAAAAAUUCCAGGAGAACCAACAACACCAUCAGACCCAAGACGCAAUAGAUCAUCAAGUUUUAAUGAUAGUUUUAAGUCAAAUUCUAGCUUUGAGGAAAACACUUUUGAUGCAUUUGGAGCUCAAACACCUAUGCCAACCUUCAAUGAUACAGGUUUCUUAAAUAAUAUUAGUGAUCCUAGAAAUUCAGCAUUUGAUAUUCAAUAUUCUGGUAUGACACCUGGAAUGACACCAGCAAUGACGCCAAACGUACACGGAGGAAAUUUUCCGAAUCAGUUUGGUUUGACACCAUCUCCUCACGGUUCAUCUCAAGGAAAUAUGACAAAUUUUGCGUUCCCCAAUACACCAAAUAUGUCUACACCUAUGUCACAAUCAUCGUUCGGUUCAAUGAGCACACCAUCAUCAUUUGGAGGAAAUAAUCAUGCAUUUAAUAAGAUGGAUGGGCCAAAACCUUUAAUAUUGGAACCGCCACCCCAUCUUCCACCUCAUCAACCACCCCAUUUGCCACCUCAUCACCCACCUCAUCAACCACCACUACAUCCACCUGAACCACCAUUCAUUGAUCAUACUCAGCCACCUCCUAACAUGUCCAAUUCAGUCAUUGACAAACCACCCCCAUUGAUGCCACCACAAAAUAAUGAACCGCCACGAUCUCAGUUUGACAAUAACUACCGCAACAGCAGAAAUCACAGGGAUAGAAACAACAGUUUUGACAGAAGUGACGAUCGUAACUAUGACCGAGGUGAUAAUAGACCUUUUAAUAGGGAGGAGGAUAGAAAUUUCAAUAGGGGUGACGACAGAAGUUAUGGUCGUAAUGAUGAUCGUGGAUUUAGUAGAAAUGAUGAUCGUAAUGUCCGUAGAAAUGAUAGGAACAACAGAAAUGGUGACCGAGGUUAUGGAAGUGGGAGAAACAGAUACGAUCGUGAUAGAAAUGAUCGUAAUCGUGAUUGGCGCAGAGAUGGUGGCAGAGGGGAUAGAAAUGAUCGAGAUAAUUCACAUAGGGACCGUGACAGAUAUGGAAGUAGGGAUAGGGAUCGCUAUAGUUAUGAUAGAGAUAGAGACAGAGACAAAGGUAGGGAUUGGGAAAGGGAUUCAAGAGAGAGGUUCGAUUCUCAAGGUGAAGAAGGUCAACCCCCUCCAAUGCAGCAAGAUCACAUGAUGAUGCAACCUCCACCCCCUUCAAUAAUUCCUUCUCAAAUGAUCCCACCCCCUGUCAUUCAGCAGCCACCAACCCAACAGGCUCCACCUCAAAAACCAAGAACUCCAGAUCCUGAACCGUCGGAAGAUGAACCUAGAGUGAUGAGUUUAGAUUCUAGAAUUCAGAGCUUGCUUCAGAGUUCUGGUAUGGUGGACAAUUUUGGAAGUCCUUCAUCAGAUUCAGCAGGUGAAUCACGUAAAAAGGAAGUUUCUCCGCCAGAAAAUGUUCCAAAUAAUGACAUCAGUAUUAGUGCUUCCCAAACUCCAUUUAACAAUUUUCAUUCCACACCUACAGACAAUUUUAGUGCUCAAAUGAAUCCUAAGCAGACAGAAAUAGACUUUAGAGAAAAUCAUUUUGUUCAGACCCCAUACAUGCAAACACCAGGAGACACGCCUUAUAUGUCAACGCCUGUUGCCAAUCAGGCUGAAGAUGCAGACGACAAAAUGAGCAUUUCAUCGGGAGAAAGUGGUAACCAGAAUAUAGAAAUAAAUCCAAGUAUGUUAGCUGCCAAUAAUCCACAGUCUAGUGCUAAUUUUAUGACAAAUCCCAAUUUCAGUGCAGAAUACUCUCAAUAUAGUAACUAUAUGGGUUAUCCAAAUCAAGCAGAAAUGUAUAACCAAAAUUAUUUCAAUCAAUAUCAAAAUAUAAUGAAUGACCAAAACUCACUUCAGAAUAAAGUAGAUGAUGAACAAUUAGAUAAAACGUUUUCUUCUGUUCUGGACAAAUUUGUGAAAGAAUUAAAAGAGAUUAUGCAGAAAGACAUGUGUAAGAAAAUGGUGGAGAGCUCUGCAUUUAAGUCGUUUGACAGCUGGUGGACCACAAAUGAAACAAGAACAAAGUCCAUGCCUCAAAGGUUAUUGCCUACAAAACCAGCAGAAUCAAAAAAGCCAUCUACAGUGACAGUUGGUAAGAGUGAGGUGAUGUCUACAUUGGCUACACUGUUUGAACCACAACAUCCAUGGUCCAAGGAAGGAGAGGUGAACCUUGGUGGAUUUGGUGGGGGUGGUGGAUUCCUCGGAAUUCGUGGUGGAAUGCCAAGGUUGCCAUCAUUUAAGCGAAAAACGUUUCACAAACCUCCACCUCCCCAGUUUGACGUCCAGCAACAAGAGGACAAAUCAAAGUCUAAAGAUCUUAAUGAGGAGGAUGAAGAAGGGGAAAUAUCUGACAAGGAAUCCCCAAGGAGACCUCGUAGGAAGCCAGUGGUCAGUGAAAGUGAGGAGGAAGGAGAUGAUGAAAGUGAAGACGAAGAAGGAGAUGAUGAUGAUGAGUCGGAUGAUGAGGAAGCAGGAAGUGCAGAGAGCAGUGAUGACGGAGAGGGUGAAGACUCCAGUGACGAUGAGGACUCCAGUGAUGAGGAGGAGGAGUCAUCAGAGGAAGAGGUGGAGACAGAGAAAGAGAAGGCGGAGUCUAAAGUAGAAGAAAAGUUACAAACUCAACCAGAAGAUACUGCUGAAUCUGCUUUGUCUGAAGAUGAGAAGGAGGAUGAAAGUAUGACAUCAGAUGCUCAAGAAGAAGAGGCCAAAGUUGAAGCUAAAAGAAAUGAGACUCCUAAGGAAAAAGGGAGAAAGAAAUCACCAGGAAAGCUAUCGCCUGUCAGAGAAUUAAGUGAAGUAACAGAAGAUUCUGAUAGUAAACAAACUGAAAGUGAGGCUGAAGAAAAAACAAGUGCUAUUCAGUCAACAUCUACAGACAGUUCCGUUAAAUCAGGAUUUCAAACUUUACUGGAGGCUUCAGAAAUUUUAAGUUUACGUGAUAGUGAGCAAAAACCACCAGUUUUAACACCAGUGAAAGACGUUCCAUUAAAAGCACCUGAAAGGGAAGAACGCCCAAGCUUUUUGGCGGAACAUGACUAUUUUGCAGCUCCUCUGGUAAGACCACCCGAAAAAGAAAGACUUGAUGACGUUGAUCUUGAUUCCGACGGCACAGAUUCUGCUGAUGAGGAUGGCAAUACCACUCCUAUGGAAGUGUUUAUUGACCAUAAUUAUUGCUUACCUCCCAAACCAUCAAUAAAAGACAUUCUGGAGGAGAAAAAACCUUCAAAACCAAAGACUUUAGAACCAAUUGUGAAUUUAGAAAAUAUAGAAAAUUUAUUAAAAACCGAGGACAAAAAGAAAAAAGAGCCUCCAAAGAGAGGCGGCAAAAGAAAACAAAAAGACAUGCAUUUAGUGGAUAUUACGGACGUACUGAAUAAGUCUAAAGGCAGCAGAGAGUUAAUUAAUCUUCUUCCACCUCCAAAAGAGGUGAAAAAAUUCACUCCAAGGAAAUUGGAAGAGGAACGACAAAUUUUCUUUGAUCUCUAUAAUCAGGGCAUAGACAAUGAGGAUGUGAAUUACUUAAAACGGACGUACGACCAUUUAUUACAGUCGGAAGAACCUAUGUGUUAUUGGAUAAAUGAUAUAUUAUGGGUCGACCAUCCGUUCACAAAUAUUCCCAACCCAGUGCCAUCAAAAAGACGGAAAAAGGACCAUGAGCACAAAACAGGGUGUGCGAGAACAGAGGGCUUCUACAAAUUAUCCAGGGAAGAUAAGAUGGGCAAAGUUCAUCAGGCAGCAUUUUGUGCAUUAGAGGAGGCAAAUAAAACUCAGGACAAGAAAGUGACAGCAUACUCCAACUCGAGAGAAGCUCGACAUGAAAACCGACGAUUACAGACCACAUUUGCUGAUCUGGAUAUAGGAGAUCUUCUCAAAUUCAAUCAACUUAAAUUUAGAAAGAAGAACAUGAAGUUUGCUCGCAGUGGUAUCCAUGCGUGGGGACUGUUCGCAUUAGAACCUAUAGCAGCAGAUGAGAUGGUCAUUGAGUAUGUAGGUGCUAGUAUUCGUCAGUCCGUCGCUGACCUGCGGGAGAAGAAAUACGAGAAAUCAGGAAUCGGCAGUAGUUAUCUCUUCCGAGUAGAUAGUGAUACAAUUAUUGAUGCAACGAAGUGUGGAAAUCUGGCCAGGUUUAUAAAUCAUAGUUGUAAUCCAAACUGUUAUGCCAAAAUUAUUAAUGUAGAUAACCAGAAGAAAAUUGUGAUAUAUUCCAAACGUGAGAUUGACGUUAAUGAAGAAAUAACCUACGAUUAUAAAUUUCCGUUGGAGGAUGAAAAAAUUCCAUGUCUUUGUGGGGAUGCAGCUUGUCGAGGAACACUCAAUUAGUUAUAUUAUUUAUUUUUUAUAAGUCUGCUGUUUUGUUAGUAGGAAAAUUAGUUAUUUAUCUUCAGUUGUGACUUAUUGAUCUAACGUUUUAUUUAUCAGAAAAGAAAAAUUCAACUAAAAAAUGUAUUUAUUGGAGAAAUCCGUACAGAUUAUGAAACUUAAGUGCUCAUUUUAUUAACUGAAUCUUUUUGUGUUUCACUGCUUCGAAAUAAAUAUGAAACAGGUUCAAGAAGAGGGUAAAAGAUGAAAUUGAAGUUUUUAGUAAUAAUUUUAAUUUAAUAAAUCCAAAGCAUUUGGAUAUAUAUGCUGUUUGCUAAGGAUCAAAAUGUUACUUUACGGAAAUUCAUAUUGGUAUUACAGUCAAACAAUUACCAAAAUAUAAAAUUAGAUAGUUGUAUUGGUAUAUUUCUGAUAAUUGUUUUUUAGUCUGCUGAUUGAACUUUUUUUAAAAGGAUUCUGAAAAAAUAAUAAAGGGGAACCAAGCAUUCUGAAAAUUUAGACAUGUUUUGAUUUUACUUCAAGAAUUUCAAAUCCUACUUGCUGUUAUUUUUUUUAUUUUUUUUGUCAUUUUUGAUUAUGAAAACAAGAUCUUAUCCAUCCAAAAGGCAAUGCAUUUUUGUACUAGGAACAGUAUAACAGACAUUAGUUGUUUUGCAUGUUAAUCAAUUUUUAAUACUAUUAGGUCAAAAUAAGGAUUUUUUUCAUUAUUAUUAUCAUUAUAUUGUAGUACAUUUUUAAAUUUCCUAUGUGCAAUAUAUUGUUAUAAAUUACAUUCAUGGUAGAAAAGGUUAGUUUGAAAUAAUAGGAUCAUAUCAUACAUCAGAGCUUUACAAUAUUUACUAAAAUAUAUACACAAAAACUGGUUUGAAAUUAAAUAAGAUUCAGUUUUCUAGACUUUCGAAAUGGGACUGAAAUUCUAGAAGUGAACCAACCCCUGGAGUGGUGAUUGUGCUGUA